This is a messenger RNA of Pundamilia nyererei, 6015 nucleotides long. It is a transcript of the gene elmod3, whose product is annotated as ELMO/CED-12 domain containing 3. Bases 1049 to 2356 code for a protein of 435 amino acids. The record is from RefSeq and is a predicted model, not a curated record. Lineage: Eukaryota; Metazoa; Chordata; Actinopteri; Cichliformes; Cichlidae. The transcript is spliced from 13 exons.
GGGUUUUUCCCCCACGUUAUAUCAGUUGCACGGAAGUAGCUGGCAACGCAAGUAAUCCGGGCGCUGCAGCUUUAAGCAGCUGCGCGCGCUCCCGCGGACGGCAAUCACUUUCUGGCAGACAAUCACUUUUCGACACAACAGGGGGAAGGGAAGCUGAGAUUGGAGGGAGAAACAAUCAUAAACUGAGGUACUUUUAAAAUGCUUCAUAUCACGUAAUAUUUUCAGACAGGCCGCGGGACGCAAUGUUUCUGCUGCAUUUGCCUGAACUUGGAGACAAAAGCAGAUAUAUUCUCGUGUUGCUGUUGGAUUUGGGGACAGACCCCCCCUCCAUCCCUGUUACAGUUCAGCAGAGCUACUGCUAGCCCGUUAGUUAGCCUGGCAGCUGGCUUUUCGUGUGUCAAAACCUAACUAGGACUGGAGUCCUUAAAUGCAGUGUCUCCUGCCAUACAACAACUCUUCAUGACCCCACAUCUCGUUGCACAGCUGGAGUUCGGAUGUUCGAUGCCAUUUCACGUGAGGCCAGAGACGUAGGGCUGCUUCGGUGCUUGUGAAUACUGCCUGGGAUACUUUGGAUUUAUCUUAAGUGCCAAAGUGAUGAAGUGUCUCGGACAGGGAGAGCCCAGCCCUGAACAGGAAUGUCAUUAUUCAGGUUUCGGGCACCUCUGGAGGGGCUAAAGAGAGCAGGGCUGGUCAGUGGUGGAGAGAAAAGAGGCAGGUUUCCAGGCAACUUGUGUAUUGAUGGGUAGCCAUUUCCUCCAGUCAGCUCUCGUGGACUGAUAUCUGUAGAUUCCUGUCAGCAUCCAUACUCGUGGUUAGACUGGCAUCGAAAACCACACAACUAUUGCUCUUGCGUGAAUAUGAUGUUCAAACAACACUUUUUUUUCCUGCCGGCGACACCUUUCUAAAAUCGACCAGGUGACUGUGGAUGUCGUGUUGUCUACAUAUAUGAGGGGAAAAUGAUAAACGCAUAGAUACUUGCAGUAGCUACAAGUGUGUGCAGCUGAAGCCAUGGUGGCCCUUGCAUCAACUCAUCAGCCAAUCUCAGUUUAUGACUUCAGAAGUCUUUAGAGGCCAGGAUCAGAAACAAGUUCAGCAGACAACGCGCUCACAUGCAAUGGAAGAAGACAUUGAUGUCGCCUCCCGCAUUGAGGGUCUAAAUGGUUUGUCUCAUGAAUGUAAACCAUUAGAGGAGAUAACCAAUGGACACUCCAAUCAUAAGCCUAUCAUGAAUGGACUGGUUAUUGGUCAUAAUGUCAAAGACCACACCAAUGGCAGCGCACCACUCAGAUCUCUGCCGAUUUCAGCAUUAAAACAGAAUGGUCUUCUGCAAACCCUGGCAGCUGGAGACCAGCCCAAGCCUGAAGAUGAUAAGGAAAAUGUGGAGUUGGAAAAGGCCAGGCAGGAGUGGGAGGCUCUAGAGCACACCCAGCCAGCUCUCACUGAGGACUUUAACCCAACCCCACUUAUCCCCUUCAAUGAAGCCCUGCAGUACUUUCAGACCACAGACCUUGGGGAUUUGCUGAAGAACAUCCAGCCAACCAUUCGCAGGACUGGUCUGGCUGCGAUCACACACUUCCUCUUUGGACCGCCGCGACUUCACAGGGAGCUCCUGGAGGAGAGAGAUCUCGUCUUUGCCAUUGCACAGUGCCCUGUUGACAACAGCCAAACGGUCCACAUGCGUGUCCUCCAGACCAUUUAUAAGAAGCUGAUUGGCAGCAAGUUGGACUGUCCACGGUAUGGCGUACACUGGGAAAGCAUUGGCUUUCAGGGUACAGACCCUGCCACUGACCUACGUGGCACUGGAUUCCUGGGACUGAUGCAUACUCUAUAUUUUGUGAUGGACCCAGAGACUCUACCCUUGGCUAGAGACAUCUACAAAUUAUCACAACACCCGACACAGAACUUUCCAUUUAGUGUGAUGUCAAUCAACAUGACCCGCAUCGCUCUGCAAGUACUAAGAGAGGAGGCCUUGUCCAAGGAGUGUAAUCGUCGUCAGCAAGUGGUCGGCGUGCUGAACGAAUUCUACGUUGCCACGUAUCUGCACCUUUAUCAACUGUGGAAGACCCAGCAGAAGACCAUCGCUGACUCUGGCUUUGUUCUGAAAGAGGUGGAGCUGUUUGCCAAAAAGAACCCCAAGCAGAUGCUGCGCCGGCUAGAGGUCUUCCUGAAAGAGAGGCGGGCAGGUGGAAUCCCCCGUGGGACGUCACCAGACCCUGUGGCUCAACAGCCUUCUCCCAGCCUGGGGGAGCGAGGGGCCAAAGCUGGCACUGCACAGGCACGCAAGGGAAAGGAGAUGCACUUCACAGGAGUGUGUGAUCUACCGCCAGACAUGGAGGGAGAGGCCAGACUGAUCUAAGCUAGACUCUAUGCGAGUGUUUCUGUGUGUGUGAGUCUAUCUAUUACUUUAUGUGCGAGUGGCUUACUCGGAGCUAGAAGAAGAGCCCCACAAGACCAUGAUCUAGAACCUGCUAUCUGAACCUUAUCAAACACUUCCACUCCUUCCGUUGUUGCUGGGGUGCUGCACUUUGAUCAGAUUAUGCUAGGGGAUCUUUCAGAGUUAUGUUUGAGUUUUGUUAUUAACUUAUUUAUUAAGCAUGGGUGCAUAGAACAGAUAUAAAGAGGUCAGAAACUCAAGAUGUCACAAAAACAAAAUAAAGUGAAUAUUUGCACUUUUCUGUGGAUUUUGUAGCCAAAUCAAUAGCUGCCAAAUUAUUGUGGUUGAAGUCUACCUGUCUAAAAGUACAAAAUAUACACAAUUUUGCUCCAAGGAUCUCUUAUCCAGGUUAUCUAAAUGUUAUAGAGAAGCAUGGCAGAGAGUGUCUUUUUUUUUUUCCCCCCAAAGGCUUGGCAUUCUUCUUUGCACCAAAAUACUGCUCCGUCACAUGCAAUGUAACUGAAGAGCAGCGAUGACUGGUAUGUUGUUAAAGGCUCUGUUGAAAUUAUGGUAAUACAAGAUAAAAUGAACUAGUCUGAAUCCCUGCUUUAGAGAAUACAACAGCAGGUUUUCCAUUAGUUUGAGUGGGAAGAGGAAGAUGGAAAAUGUUAAUAGAUACUGGUUUCACAGCUACACUGUGGGCUUUGAAUGCAGCUUACUUUAAAGGUCUGAUCACCUUGCAUUUGCUGUUGGUGUGAAUGGCAUAUGUCAUUUGGACAUCAGUCGAAAUGUGAGGUUGUAGUCAGUUUUAAGUAGGUGUCUGUUGCCAGAGGUCUAAUAGACUAGGUCCAGAGCUCCCACUUAAUAUGGGGGAAUAUAUUUUAAAUAAUAUAUAAAAACAUAUAAAGUGUAUGUGUGUGUUUAUCUAUUUAUAUAGAUAAACUAUAUAUUAGUCCUUUAUUAAGGGACAGCUGUCCCUUUAAUCAUAACGUUACAGUUGUGUGUCAAAACACUUCAGAAUUCUGUUACCAGACUAAUGGCUUGGUGAUGGUGAGAACGGUUUGAACACUAUGAAAUUCCACCAGAACAAAAUUCUUAAGUCUCUGCUUUUCAUGGUUAAAGCAAAGGAGACACUUUGGCUUCAGCUUGGUCCCAGCUGUAGCCGAAGCUCUGGUUUGAGCUUUCUUACAUUCCGUUAAAAAGCAUGCGAUUGUAAAUUUUUUUUAUUUUUUAUUUUAUUUUUUGACCAGUUUGAAAAUUUAUUCCAGUGUGUAUGAGUGUGUGUCUGUGUGUGGGUGUGGAUGCAUGUGUGGUUAAAAACAAAUGAGCUGAUAUUGAUGAAGGGCGCCUCUCCCAGGAGAUGUAUGCUACAGUAUGCAAUCCCAGCUCUUACUCUAAGAUAAUCAAAACGCUAGUGCCGUGUGAUGAUAGAAAUCGUUCCUAACUUCAGGGUUUGUGCACUUGUGCAAGCGAAUGUGUGUGAGUAUGUUUGUAUGUGUGUUUCAUAUGACAGGAACUGACUACAGAUGGGGUGCUUUCCUCUGCACACAAUAAGCCAGCUUUACUAAGUACUUGAUCCAUCAAGCUGCAUAGAUGGUACUUCUGUCAUUUUAAAAAUGGUUCAUAACAUUUGUGAAGACAAUAUUUCUCCUAAAACAAACGACACACAGACACACACAACCUUUGGUUUGCGUUUUUAAAUAAUCAAAUGUUGGUUCCAGGCACAGCUGGUUGCAAGCAGCUCUGUGGGCUGAAAUGGGUAGAGCUCCUCAGCAAAGCUGGUUCCUGCUUUGUGCUAAUGUGAAUCAGUCCUCCAUCUUUGUAGUCUCAAUCUGUAGCAUGUUCAGGUAGCACUAGUACUGUAGCAUCCUAUAGCCUCCUCCUCUUCGUAAAAGCUUGUUGAUGUCGCGUCUCAGUUACAGUCUGUAGUGUUAAUGAGUGCGCAAACUGUUAUUACUAUAGCACAUACAUUUCUUUCUUUUUUUCCCCUUUUUUUUGCAAAGCCUCCUCGAGUAGAUGCACAUUUAGGUGGCACAGCGUGUGUUUUGUAGAGAUGUGGGCUAGGCUCGAUAUGUUUCUGAGCUCAAACUUGUCUUCUAAGAAGGUGAUAGUAAACCCGGUGCCUACAUCCAAGCAGAGCUAUGCGGGGCAGAGUGCAGGUUUGUCCUCUUACUUUUGUCUUUCAUUCGAGCCAUCGUGCCACGGUAGACUUUAUUCAUUUGUGUGACACAGUACGCAGAGUUAAUGUUACCCCUAAAACAUGCCAUAUUAAUUAAUAUAUACUGUUAAAUGCACAGGCAUGUGAGUUUUUCGAUGUCGGCAUCUAUUCAGACAAUUGUCCAUCGCCAACUUGCAUUCUUCUCGUCCACCGUACAACUUCAAAAGUGAGCUGAUGUAGUUUUGCCAAUUGUUUGCAAGUGUUUUGAUCGAUCAGGAAAAUUUGCACUGUUGUAGAUAUUUGAUAGUAUGUGUGACGUAUGCAAGAGGAAGCAGGCCAUCUUCAAUAGCCAUAUUGUAACGUUCAUUAUCACCCACAUCAUGAAAACGGGCUUUGUGAAGUCAGACUCCCCUCCUCGCUUGAAAAAGUUUGCACCAUGGUCUCAUAUUUAGUUUUAUUCAAUUACAAACUGAGGAGCAGUACAGUGUAUGUAAAUCAGGAAGUUUGUAUAUAGAGAAUUAAUGAUUGUAACUGUAUGAUUGUCUGUAGGGCAUUAUAUCGAAACACACUGCUUACCUCAAGACUUGAGACAAAUCUCUCCUUUCUCUCUAUUUUUACGUUUCCUUGUAUCUAGGCCUUCUCUCAUACUAAUUGGAUAUGAUAUGUAAUGUAUAUCCUCCACCAGAAGCACUACGUAAUAGCAAACUAACACAAAAGCUGGUCAGUGUUACGUGUAUUCUAUUUAAAGACACAUUUAUCGACGCUAUAUAGGCCCACGCGCACUCCGAUGCACAUCUGCAGAUAAAAUUCCUUUUAAAGACAUUCUAUAAUUGGCUGAUGUUUACUUAUAAUGUUGAAAUAAGAUCGCUUUCUUGUGGCUUCAGUGAUAGUAUGGUAUACUUUUGCUGUAAUUCAGUGUUUUGUGUCAGGAAACACUCAGAAACAAUCCUGUUUUUACAGCUCCAGUCACAAACAGUUCAAUAAAUGAUUGUUAAGAUACGCUUGAUCAUCAGUCAUAAUGCUGAGUGCGCUUUGACUUUGGUGUAUUAUCACCUAUGUGUAUAUAAUAGCCAAACAAGGCCUGAUUUUAUCCUCCCAUGUUAACAAAAGUUGUAUUUUCAGCAGUAAUAGAUCAUGUUCUUAUGAUUUGAUCAUCAUUUGGAGCCGCUUCAGUUGACAAACCAGAACCAAGAGAAACAUAAAACGGGUUCUUGCAGGAUGUCAGAUGCUCUGAGAGGUGAGGUCUGAAGUUCUGCUUCCUACAGCAGCAGCUUGGCAAAUACAAUCACUUCUCUCAAUAUCCUGCGCUUUAUAUGAAGGUGUUUUACUGUUGCUGUCGUCAUGUCCCUCAGAGCAUUUUAUGACUGUACCUUGAUUGUAGAAGCCCUAUUUUAUACUGAGAGUUAUUUGAGAAUACAGUAUGUGCUGUUGUACAUUAAAUGUAUUGUAUGGAGAAAGCUAAAUAAAUGCUGUUUAAAAACUG